GGGAGCCGGGGGCGCAGCCUGGCGAGCGGGCGGCGAGAGGCGCGGCGCUGGGCGGCGCCGAGGCCCAGGGGCCGCCGGAGCCUGCGGGAACCCGUCCCCGUCGUCUCCCCUCGCCCCCCACCCUGUCGCCGGCAGCGGUCCCUGCGGCGCGGACGUCCGGCGCGCGAGGGAAAGGUCCCCAAAAUGGCCUAGUAAUAAAGGCACCUUCUGGCGCUCAGGAGCACCUUUUCCCGUGGGUGCCUGCCCGGGCCAGUGGCAUCGUGUUGAGCUGAAGGAACUUGUCUACUGCGUUCCUGAAAACCUCUUUCUCUCCUAAUUCAUGAGCCAGCAGGAUGCGGUCGCUGCGCUUUCAGAACGCCUUCUCAUAGCUGCGUACAAAGGCCAAGCAGAGAAUGUGGUUCAGCUCAUCAACAAGGGCGCCAAGGUAGCAGUUACCAAGCAUGGCCGGACCCCCCUUCAUCUUGCUGCCAAUAAGGGCCAUCUUUCUGUGGUCCAGAUCUUGCUGAAGGCUGGCUGUGACCUCGAUGUCCAGGAUGAUGGGGAUCAGACUGCCUUGCACCGGGCCACAGUGGUGGGGAACACAGACGUCAUCGCGGCGCUCAUCCAGGAAGGCUGUGCUCUGGACCGCCAAGACAAGGACGGGAAUACAGCCCUACACGAAGCAUCCUGGCACGGUUUUAGCCAGUCAGCCAAACUGCUCGUUAAAGCAGGAGCCAACGUGCUUGCCAAGAACAAGGCGGGAAACACCGCUCUGCACCUGGCCUGCCAGAACAGCCACUCCCAGAGCACACGCGUCCUCCUGCUGGGCGGGUCCCGUGCCGACCUCAAAAAUAAUGCAGGCGACACCUGUUUGCACGUUGCUGCACGCUAUAAUCACUUGUCCAUCAUUAAGCUCCUCCUCAGUGCUUUCUGUUCUGUCCAUGAAAAGAACCAGGCUGGAGACACAGCACUUCAUGUUGCUGCUGCCCUAAAUCACAAGAAGGUGGUUAAAAUCUUACUGGAAGCUGGAGCAGAUGGGACGAUUGUUAAUAAUGCAGGCCAGACUCCACUGGAGACUGCUCGCUACCACAAUAAUCCGGAAGUUGCUCUUCUCCUCACUAAAGCUCCCCAGGUCUUGCGCUUCAGUCGUGGGCGAAGCCUGAGGAAAAAGAGAGAGAGGCUCAAGGAAGAGAGGAGAGCUCAGUCUGUGCCAAGAGAUGAGGUGGCACAAAGCAAGGGAAGUGUCUCAGCAGGAGACACCCCCAGCAGCGAACAUGCUGUACCCAGAAAAGAAGAGGCCAGAGAAGAUUUUCUGUCUGCCUCCCCAGAGCCCAGAGCAAAGGACAAUCGGCAGAGAAAGUCAAGGCCCAAGGUGUCCGCGUUUUCUGAUCCCACCCCACCAGCAGACCAGCAGCCUGGACACCAGAAGAGUGCGCAUGCCCAUAAUCAUCCUAGAAAGAGGCCCCGGCACCGAUGCUCCCCCCCUCCCCCUCCCCAUGAGUUCAGAGCCUACCAGCUCUACACGCUGUACCGGGGCAAGGACGGGAAAGUGAUGCAGGCACCGAUCAAUGGUUGUCGAUGUGAACCCCUAAUCAACAAGCUGGAGAACCAGCUGGAGGCAGCUGUGGAGGAGAUCAGAGCAGAGCUGGGGUCCGUGCAGGAUAAAAUGAACACAAAGCUGGGACACAUGGAGGGCAAGACCCAGCAUCAGAUGCGUGUUUUGGACAAGCUGAUGGUGGAGCGGCUCUCAGCGGAGAGAACCGAGUGCCUGAACCGCCUGCAGCAGCACUCGGACACGGAGAAGCACGAGGGAGAGAAACGACAGAUGUCACUGGUGGAUGAAUUAAAAACCUGGUGCAUGUUAAAGAUUCAGAAUCUGGAGCUGAAGCUUUCUGGAGAUUCUAGGGCCUCUAGGACCAAAUCCACACCAUCUACUUGCGAGUCCUCUACAGGUGUGGAUCAAUCAGUGGUCACUGCAGGUCCAGUAGCAGCUUCUGACAGUUCUCCUCAGGUGGUGAGGCCCAAGGAAAAGGCCUUCAACUCCACCGCUACCCACCGACUACAGCAGGAGCUGUCUUCCUCAGACUGUACAGGCUCUCGACUGAGGAAUGUCAAGGUCCAGACAGCCUUGCUACCCUUGAAAGAGGCAGCCAGAAAUGAUCAGCAGGCUGGGCCCUGUGUUGACAGAGGCACCCAAACCAAGAAGUCUGGGAAAAGUGGUCAGACAAGGCAUCGGACCCAGCACCCAGCACCCAGCAACCCCUGUGGGCUGCCGCCACCAGCAGCAGGCAGCGAGCAGACCGCCCCUCACAUUCGAGACACCUCCCAAGCUCUGGAGAUCACCCAGUAUUUUUUUGAGGCCGUUUCUACCCAGAUGGAAAAGUGGUAUGAAAGGAAGAUUGAGGAAGCACGAAGCCAAGCCAGUCAGAAGGCCCAGCAAGACAAGGCCACCCUGAAGGAACAUAUUAAAAGUUUAGAAGAAGAACUUGCUAAACUAAGGACGAAGGUGCAGAAAGAAAACUAGGACCUGGGGAGCUGCACAAGAAGGGAUUCCUGGCUUUGCAGCUCUAGAAGAGCUAUGGCCAACAUGUCUGUUAUCGCGCACGUGGCGGACUUGCCUUUCAAAAAACAGUCGAAUUUCUGAAAUGUGCCAGACGCAAGCUUCCCAUGCCCUGAAGUUAUGACGACUUCAACAGUGAGACUGAAACCAGGGGACACUUGCUUAGUUGCAGGUUUCAUUACAAAUUCAUAACCUCAGACCAGGGUCAUCUGAGAUUCAAAAGCUCAGAUUAGGUGAGCCACGCUAAGCAGCUGUACGAUGCGUCGAGCCUAAACCCUAAAAUUCAGGAUGUAUGAAAUAAUAUAAGUCAAA
Lontra canadensis (Northern American river otter) is the source of this 2851-nucleotide messenger RNA. RefSeq names its product ankyrin repeat domain 6 (gene ANKRD6). The transcript has 16 exons. The coding region runs from base 320 to 2503 and encodes 727 amino acids. The record is from RefSeq and is a predicted model, not a curated record. Lineage: Eukaryota; Metazoa; Chordata; Mammalia; Carnivora; Mustelidae. Gene Ontology annotation, molecular function: protein binding.